Perkinsus marinus ATCC 50983 is the source of this 164-nucleotide messenger RNA. RefSeq lists its product as hypothetical. The annotation marks the transcript as partial. The transcript has 2 exons. NCBI's taxonomy places the organism in Eukaryota, Perkinsozoa, Perkinsida, Perkinsidae. The record is from RefSeq and is a predicted model, not a curated record.
AUAUAGGUCGUGACCAAGCUGAUCGAUCCUUACCACAUGAGUGGUUCAGGAGACGACGACCAAAAGCAACACAGACACUAAUCGCGGAGCACAAGACGCUCCGAACCCUAAGCGGACAAGCCUAUAACAACGGCCCUUAUACUUCAAGCACUGGUACCAACUGA